Messenger RNA from Cornus florida, 2304 nucleotides. RefSeq lists its product as uncharacterized. The transcript is spliced from 8 exons. NCBI's taxonomy places the organism in Eukaryota, Viridiplantae, Streptophyta, Magnoliopsida, Cornales, Cornaceae. The record is from RefSeq and is a predicted model, not a curated record. Bases 380 to 1894 code for a protein of 504 amino acids.
UUUUCUCUUUUGUUUCCGUUAUUAAUUUCUCUUUCCUCUCUCUUGUUUCAUUUCAGAUCUGAUACAGAACCAGUCCUCUCUCUCUCUCUCUCUCUAAAACUCUAUCGCUCUCGCCAUCACUUCUCCUCUCAACCCAGAUUUGGAAUCACAGCAUAAAUUGGGGAUUGGGGUUGGCGCCUUAUUGACAAGAUCGAAGCAUGGUCACCUGCGACCAAAUUCUUCCAAAUUCACAUUCCUGCAAGUCUGCAACAAAUUCUAUGCCUUUUGAUUAAAGAAAGAAACCGCAUGAUCAUCAGAUUCCCUCUCUGACUAUGUUUCAAUUACUUUACUACAACUUUAAUUAGGUGGUGGGGAAGAGAGAGAGAAAGCUAGAGAGAAGAUGCAGGGAUUUCAGAGGAAUUUGUUGCAGGGAUAUAGACUUCAAGGACAUUUGAAGAAUUCCCCUGCAAUUUCUUCUCUUCUUUUCGUCUUCUCAUUCUUAAUCCUCAUCCUCUUCCUCGGCGCUUUUGUCUCCACGCACUUGUUCGACACUAGUGUCACUUCUAUAGCUCGCAAUGCUGCACUGCAAUUUGAAUAUCCACUCAGCUGCUUAGAGGGCAAUCUCACACGAACCUGUCCAGCAAAUUACUACCCAGCAGAGUUUUAUGUACGCAAUCAGAACCCUUCAUCAACGACUCCCACGUGUCCUGAUUACUUCCGUUGGAUCCACGACGAUCUACGGCCAUGGAGGGACAAGGGGAUUACAAAGGAGAUGGUGGAAAAGGCCAGGAGAACAGCCAACUUCAGAUUGGUGAUCGUGAAAGGUAGGGCCUAUAUUGAGAGAUAUGUGAAGGCAUUUCAGACCAGAGACGAUUUUACGCUGUGGGGGAUCCUACAGUUGUUACGGAGGUACCCUGGACAAGUGCCCGAUUUGGAUCUGAUGUUCGACUGCGUUGACUGGCCGGUCAUCAGAUCAGUCGACUAUACCGGCCCCAAAGCCACUGCUGUACCACCUCUGUUUCGAUAUUGCGGAGACGAGGCCACACUAGAUAUUGUUUUUCCUGACUGGACCUUCUGGGGAUGGCCCGAAACCAAUAUAAAGCCGUGGGACGCAUUGUUGAGGGACCUAAAUGAAGGAAAUAAGAGGAGGAGAUGGUUAAACAGGGAACCUUACGCGUACUGGAGGGGCAAUCCGAAUAUUGCUGCAAACAGGAUGGAUCUCAUCAAAUGUAAUGUCUCUGAUAAACAGGACUGGAAUGCUCGUCUAUAUAUCCAGGACUGGACUAAAGAAUCAAAACAAGGGUACAAGCAAUCAGAUUUGGCCAGCCAAUGCAACCACAGAUAUAAAAUUUAUAUCGAAGGAUCUGCUUGGUCUGUAAGUGAAAAAUAUAUUCUUGCCUGUGAUUCCGUUACCUUUCUAAUAAAGCCACAAUACUAUGAUUUCUUCACGAGAAGUUUGAUUCCUGUGUACCACUACUGGCCCAUAAGGAAUGACACCAAGUGCAAAUCUAUUAAGUUCGCUGUUGACUGGUGCAACCAUCACAAACAAAAGGCACAAGAUAUCGGCAAGACAGCAAGUGGUUUCGUUCAAAAGGAGUUGAAGAUGGAGUAUGUGUAUGACUACAUGUUUCAUCUCUUAAAUGAAUAUGCAAAGCUCUUGACUUACAAGCCAGCAGUACCUGAAAAAGCAACUGAACUCUGUUCGGAGACAAUGGCUUGCCCUGCAAAUGGAUUGGAGAAGAAGUUUAUGACGGAAUCCAUGGUGAAGGGUCCUACAUAUACAAGUCCAUGCAAAAUGCAACCUCCUAAUCAUCCCACUGCUUUUAAUUCACUGCUUAGAAGAAAAGCAAACAUAAUAAAUAAAGUUGAAUCAUGGGAGAGGAGUUACUGGGAGCUUCAAAAUAAGCACAACUAGGGAGUAACUAUAUUGGAUAUAUUUUUUAUUAUAUAUAUAUAUGAAUAUAUUUAGUUUUAGUUUCUAUAUUAAUUACAUUAUAUUUGAGUACUUUUCUGAGUAAUAAUAAAAAAAGAAAAAUUCCAAAAUUGAAGUGCCAAUGUUUUAACAUUUACGUAACAUUAUUUUGUUGUGAUCCGUGAAGGUAAACUUGCAUACAUCUGACUCUCCUUAAAUCAAAGAUUCGUGCACUGAGCCAUUUAAUUGCGGGGGUUGGUAUUGUUAGUUUAGGGUGUUGUCUUGUGUUGUUGGUUGUAAUUGAAAUUUUCCUCUUUCUUUGGCUUUUAUUCUUAUGAGUUGGUAUGCCAACUUUUGCUGAGAAAGGUCUGUAGGGCAUACAUGGUGGUUGUAGCUUAAAUUAAUAUUCUUAA